Sceloporus undulatus (fence lizard) is the source of this 1036-nucleotide messenger RNA. It is a transcript of the gene NDUFS8, whose product is annotated as NADH:ubiquinone oxidoreductase core subunit S8. Bases 50 to 799 code for a protein of 249 amino acids. The record is from RefSeq and is a predicted model, not a curated record. Lineage: Eukaryota; Metazoa; Chordata; Lepidosauria; Squamata; Phrynosomatidae. Gene Ontology annotation, biological process: mitochondrial electron transport, NADH to ubiquinone; mitochondrial respiratory chain complex I assembly. The transcript has 7 exons. Gene Ontology annotation, molecular function: NADH dehydrogenase activity; 4 iron, 4 sulfur cluster binding. Gene Ontology annotation, cellular component: membrane.
CCAUCGAACCUCAAAGAAAGUCCCGCCUCCCACUGGGCAUCUUCAACCAAUGAAUCUUCAGCCUCGCAGUGAUUGGCUCCUUAGUGGUCGCUCCUUGCCGGCGGCUCUGAGCUCUGCGGCGCGCGGCUCCCUCUCGCCGUUUUCGGGGAGGAAUCCCAGAUUCAAGCUGAAAAUGCCUGUGCUGUGGAUGAUGCGCCAGGUUUCCCGAACAGGGACUCCAAUGUGCCUGAGUCUUGCCCGUCAUCUUAGCAACACAGCUCCCAGAGCUUCCUACAAAUAUGUGAAUGCAAGGGAGGAGGCAACAGACAUGAAAUCAAUCACUGACAAAGCUGCACAGACUCUCCUGUGGACAGAACUUAUCCGAGGCUUGGCUAUGACCAUGAGCUACUUAUUUAGGGAGCCUGCCACUAUCAACUAUCCCUUUGAGAAGGGUCCCUUGAGCCCCCGCUUCCGAGGGGAGCAUGCCCUGCGCAGAUACCCAUCUGGAGAGGAGAGGUGUAUUGCUUGCAAGCUUUGUGAGGCUGUAUGCCCUGCUCAGGCAAUAACAAUUGAGGCAGAACCCCGUGCUGAUGGCAGCCGGAGGACUACGCGUUAUGACAUUGACAUGACCAAGUGCAUUUAUUGCGGAUUCUGCCAGGAAGCCUGUCCAGUUGAUGCCAUUGUGGAGGGUCCUAAUUUUGAGUUCUCUACUGAGACACAUGAAGAACUUCUAUACAACAAAGAGAAGCUACUCAACAAUGGUGACAAGUGGGAAGCUGAGAUUGCUGCUAACAUCCAAGCUGACUAUUUGUACCGAUGAUGGAGCACUUAAUUCAACCUUAACACAUCCUAACCAGCCAACUCCACCGAAGCACACCUGCAAUAAAGGACAUACACCCAUUGUUCGUUUUCCUGUGUUUUGAAGAAGCAGUAGUCCAUAAACUUUCUGAUAUUGUAGUACAGUCAUACUUGCAUGGGUGGGGAGAGGGAAGUAUCUGUCUUUUCUUUUAAGGGAAGAUUGUUGUACGAAAGGCAAAAUUAAAGUGCAGUACAAGGA